UGACGUCAGAGAGUCGCGCCGCUCCUGUUCGUUUUUCGUGAGCGAGAGGCGGUUGUGAAAGAACAAACCAAAGACUUCACUGGACUUCAUGAGUUUCAUCACAUAUUGGCCAGAGACUUUACAGCCUUAAGUACCCAGACCUCCUGUUACCAACCUGGACCUUUUGUUGUUCAGAAGCAGAGGUGACGGAAGGAAUGUUGGAGCUUUGUCUGCUCCAGAUCCUGGGUUUAUACACAAGCAGCCAUGUCUGGCUCCUAUGACUCCAUGAUCAAUGUCUCCAGUGACAGCUUCUGGGAGGUGGGGAACUACAAGCGCGCGGUCAAGCGGGUGGACGACGGGAACCGCCUGUGUAACGACCUGAUGAGCUGCAUCCACGAGCGCGCGCGCAUCGAGAAGUCCUACGCCCAGCAGCUGACCGAGUGGGCCAAGCGCUGGAGGCAGCUCAUAGAGAAAGGCCCUCAGUACGGGACCCUGGAGCAGGCCUGGAUCGCUGUGAUGACGGAGGCGGAGAAGGUGAGCGAGCUGCACAUGGAGGUGAAGGGAGCGCUGAUGGGGGAGGACUUCGAGAAGGUGAAGAACUGGCAGAAGGAGGCCUACCACAAGCAGAUGAUCGGGGGCUUCAAGGAGACCAAGGAGGCGGAGGACAGCUUCCGCAAGGCACAGAAACCUUGGGCCAAGAAACUCAAAGAGAUGGAGACGAUGAAGAAGGCGUACCACUCGGCCUGCAAGGAGGAGAAGCUGGCCAUCAGCAGAGAGAACAGCAGCAAGCUGGACAACAACCCAGAAGCACAGAAGAAACUGCAGGACAAAGUGGAGAAGUGCCAACAGGAAAUGAAAAAGACUAAGGAGCACUAUGAGAAGUCCCUGGAGGAGCUGGAUAAGUGCACUCCUCAGUACAUGGAGAACAUGGAGCAGGUGUUUGAACAGUGGCAGCAGUUUGAGGAGAAGAGAAUCUGCUUCUUCAAAGAGCUUCUGAUGGAGGUGAAGAGCCACGUGGACCUGUCUACCAACCACAAAUUCCAGACCAUUUAUCACACGCUGGAGGACACCAUCAAAGCCGCGGAUGCCGUGGACGACCUGAAGUGGUUCCGGUCCAACCACGGUCCUGGGAUGCCCAUGAACUGGCCUCAGUUUGAGGAUGCGGCGCUCUCCGGUCCUCGCUCCCAUAAGAGAAGGUCCAUCAUAGCCUGGUCUUUAGAUCUGAACCGGUCCCUGACCAAGAGGGAGAAGAAGAAGCCAGGAGAUGGGGUCACUCUAACAGGGAUUAGUCAGGCUGAGGAGCCCACUACCAGCAGCAGGAGCAGCCCUGCUGUGCCGCGCAGCACAGAGCAGGUGAGCUCAAACCCCUUUGAGGAAGAGGAAGAAGAUGAGGAAGAGCUGCCCGUGGAAGCGCCUGAAGGCAGCCCUGUCAAUGUCAUUAAAGAGGAGAUUGAAACCAAAACGUUGGUGACAGAUUCCUCCCAUGCCGGCAAAGAGGAGAAGACACAGGAUUGGUCUGACGAGGAGACGGCAAACCCCUUCACUACUGUCGACAGUGAGAAGGGCAACCCUUUCGAGGACGAGCCCUCGUCCCCUGGCAUCGCUGUGCCCGUCCGAGCCCUCUACGACUACGAGGGGCAGGAACAGGACGAGCUCAGCUUCAAAGCAGGAGAGGAGUUCACUAAGACGGGGGAGGAGGACGACCAGGGCUGGUGCCGGGGGAGGCUGCAGAACGGCCAGGUCGGCCUCUACCCCGCCAACUACGUGGAGGAAGUCCAGUAGCGCUCAGCGCGGCACCAGCUGCA
Anguilla anguilla (European eel) is the source of this 1784-nucleotide messenger RNA. Its product is annotated as protein kinase C and casein kinase substrate in neurons protein 2-like. NCBI's taxonomy places the organism in Eukaryota, Metazoa, Chordata, Actinopteri, Anguilliformes, Anguillidae. The coding region runs from base 244 to 1761 and encodes 505 amino acids. The transcript has 13 exons. The record is from RefSeq and is a predicted model, not a curated record. Gene Ontology annotation, cellular component: plasma membrane; endosome; cytoplasm. Gene Ontology annotation, molecular function: phospholipid binding; protein binding. Gene Ontology annotation, biological process: plasma membrane tubulation; cytoskeleton organization; regulation of endocytosis.